Molecule: messenger RNA, 533 nt
Organism: Pseudomyrmex gracilis
Lineage: Eukaryota; Metazoa; Arthropoda; Insecta; Hymenoptera; Formicidae
Exons: 4
Coding region: 143-394 (83 amino acids)
Source: RefSeq, a predicted model, not a curated record
AAGGAAAUAUAUUUUCUUUUGUCAUAAAAACUUAGUGAUAAUCACAUUUCUAGCUUAUAUAACCUCUGUGCACCGAAGCGGAGAUAUCAAAGUCGUUCAAGUCAAGUUGAAGUAACUUGAAUUUUAAUAAGAACUAGACAAAAUGCGUUUAUCAUUAUUGGGAGUGACUAUUGCCACCAUAUUUGUUUUGGCAAUUGUGCAUGCUCCUGUAGAAGCAAAUGCUGUCGCCGAUCCGGAAGCCUGGUGGAUUUUUGAUAAUUGGGGCAUAGAAAGGCUUUAUAACCAACUUAAACAUAAAAUAAGCGAUAUAGAAACAAUAGGAUUAGAAGUACUGUGUACAGAUGUUCAUUUAGAAAUGUUUUGUGCGUUGGUGAGUUUGUUUGAAAAUCUUUGAUUGAAAAUAAGUGUGUCGACCAGUAUAGCAGAACCUAUGCGAUAUAUGAUGUGUAAUCCGUCUGAUUUAUAAUUAUAACAUGUGUGCACACAAUACAUUUGGAUCUGUAUAAAACAAAAUAAAUAUAAUCUUUUCAUCA